Messenger RNA from Octopus sinensis (East Asian common octopus), 1711 nucleotides. RefSeq lists its product as uncharacterized. The transcript has a single exon. The record is from RefSeq and is a predicted model, not a curated record. NCBI's taxonomy places the organism in Eukaryota, Metazoa, Mollusca, Cephalopoda, Octopoda, Octopodidae. Bases 101 to 1057 code for a protein of 318 amino acids. Gene Ontology annotation, cellular component: membrane.
CUUUCUUUUGCAGUGGAGAUGGCCGCACACAAUAUUUGUCCUCUAUCGACUAGCUCUAGCCUUAUAUACAUUAGGCGGCUUUGCGAAUCAUUAUGCUGUGAUGAUUUCUCUGGAUAUAUCGCAUAACCCAAUGGUAUAUUUGACAUCAUGGAGCUAUUUGAUGUUGGCAUUACAUUGCAGCGUGGCAGCAGUUGUGACUACGUAUAGCUACUACGUAAUUUACAAAAUUACACGUCUGAAUACCUCUAAUAAAACUGUACUAAAAUGUAUUUCUCCUUUGACAACACAAAAAACUAAGGAAAACGGUCAUAUUGCAGAUGCUAUGAAUAACUGUGUUAAUUACUCGGAGAAUGAUGCCCUUCCGGCUCGGAACAAUGAAAGCGAAUAUCAGAACCAGGAUGAGGAAAAUUUCAUGAAGACUUCAAAAUCAUCAGAGCCAAUUGCAGUGCAACAUCUUUGCGUUGACGCCCAUCAUUCGAUUGAAACUUGCAAAGGGACAACGUUCGGGUGUUCACUACCGGGUGCACACCAAUCAAACAUGGUUUGGCGGGUAGACGUAACAGGAGCCAAGACAAUAUGUGUCAAAAAUCUCGACAAAAUCUGUUGGUUUAUGAAAUUAACAUGGCUGCUUUUUGACAUAGCAUCUGUUGCGGCCAUCAUGGUUAGUUGCAUUUAUUUCAUCACCAUCUUCCCACAAAAUCAUUCCCACGGAGAAUCGGUUACAUUUCAGGAUCUCAACACGCAUGCAUUCAACUCACUAAUCGUAAUAUUUGAACUUGCUAUUACCGCAUAUCCAAUACGUCUACUACACGUACUCUAUCCUUUUCUAUUUGGUAUCGUGUAUAUCAUAUUUAACGUUAUAUAUUGGACACAGGACCGAGUAAAAAACGUUUUAUAUUCUGAUAUCUUGGACUGGAACCUCCCUGAGAAAGCAGUUCUACUGAUAACGGUCUUAUUAUUUGUUUUGGUACCAGUUCAACAGUGUUUUCAUUUUCUUGUGUACAAACUUCGUCUUUACAUAUAUUUCAGAAUCUAUAAACAACAUUAUAACUCUUGAGGAAGCAAGUAACAGCAGUACUCACACACACACACACACACAGCACACACACACACACACCACACACACACACACACACACACACACACACCACACACACACACACACACACACUAUAUAUAUAUAUAUAUAUAUAUAUGUAUAAGCUGGUAUGCGUGUGAUAUGUGUGUAUUUGUUCCAAUAUAACCUCGAAAGAAUUGACAAUAAGAAAUGUGCAAGGAACACAAGAAAGAGAGAGAGAGAGAGAGGGAAAAUGUUUGAACUAGAGAAACGAGAAAAUAUGCAAAGAAAGGACAUGGAGUAUGUGACGAUGAGUGUUAGACAAUAUUUGUGAUAUCAGAGAUUUAAUGUCAAUAUAACUGUUCUGUGGUGUGUGUGCAUGCAUGCAUGUGCGUUUAUGAGGGAACGUAAAAUAUCCACCCACACCAAACACACACUCAUAAACAUAUAUAUAUACAUAGCUUUUGUGCGUGUGUCUGUGUGUGUGUGUGUUUGUGUGUAUGUAUCUGUUUAUGUGCAAAUGUAUGUGUUUGAGCGCGUGCUUGUGUAUAUGUAUGGAUGUGAAAUCUGUGUUUAAAACUGGUAAAGAAGUCCAGUUAUGCUAUUAAGUAAAAAUAUGAAAUACAUAAUUAAAAAUUGAUAACUUUUUAUUGA